UAUAUGUCAAUAUAUUCUGAUUAGUGUAGAUCUUCUAUUUAUGGACAUUGUAUAUUUAGCUCCUGAAUGGCAAGUAAUUAGGUCCUAGUUUAGAGCCUUACCUUAUGUAGCUUAGCUUGUAUAUAUCAUUGGUAAGAUUGUUGUGAAUGGCAGGGAAAUAACUUCUUUCAUGGUAUCAGAUUUCUAGCAAAAGAUCCUACCUUUUCCACACCCUAGCCGCCCCUCUUCUUGCUCCAUUCUUUCAUCUUCUUCUCCACAUUCUCCAUCUCCAUGGGUGACUCAAAGUCCUCUUUCCACCCUGCUCUUGCUGUUUCAAACAUCAAGAAUCUUGUUCCCAUCACUCUUGAGAUGGAGAACGUUCAAUAUGCGACAUGGGCGGAGCUCUUCAAAAUUCACGCAAGAUCCCAUAAGGUCCUUGAUCAUAUUAUUCCUCCGGCUUCGGGAAAGGAGAAAAUGCCUAAGACCGACGAGGAGAAGGAACUGUGGUCCACUCUCGAUGCAACAGUUCUUCAGUGGAUCUACGCCACUAUCUCACAUGAUCUGUUACACACCAUUCUUGAACCCGACACCACGGCAAUGGAGGCUUGGAAUAGGUUGCGUGAUAUAUUCCAAGAUAACAAACACUCCCGUGCCGUUACACUUGAGUAUGAUUUCACUCACACACAAAUGGAGAAUUUCCCAAAUGUCUCUGCUUACUGUCAACAUCUCAAGUCGUUGUCGGAUCAACUUAAGAGCGUCGGCUCUCCGGUGGACAAUAGCCGGCUGGUUCUCCAACUAGUUUCGGGCCUUACCGAGUCAUACAAAGGGGUGGCCACACUAAUUCGUCAAAGUGACCCUCUGCCUCAAUUUUAUCAAGCCCGCUCAAUGCUCGUUCUUGAAGAAGCGGGACUGAAGAAGGCGACUCAGACCACCGAUUCUGCCAUGGUGGCCCAUGACUUGGAUGAUUCUCACGAGAAUGUUGAUCAACAUUCUAACCACCGUAAUAAUUAUGGUGGGAAACGGCACCAACACCGAAACAAUUCUGGGAAGCAGCGUUCUUCGUCCGGUGGUCGUGGCGGCGGCAAAGGCAGUUCUGGUAAUAGCUCCAGUGGUGGGGGCAAAGGCGGCAGCACCAACAGGUGGAACGGUGGCCAGCAGCAACCCCAGAAUCAGUGGCUGUCUUCGCAGCAGUGGCCUUGGCCAUGGAUGCAGUGGGCAGUUCCACCGUGCCCAUUUCCCGCUGGUCCAUGGGCCAGGCCUCAUUUCCGACAAGGCCAACACCAGCAACCUGGGAUUCUUGGACCUCGACCGCAGCAACCCUACUCGGCUACUGGUCCGACCCCAACUGAUAUAGAGGCGGUGAUGCACACCCUCGGCAUUACUCCUCCGGAUCCAAACUGGUACAUGGACACCGGUGCCACUUCUCAUAUGACAUCUGGGUAA
Lycium barbarum (goji berry) is the source of this 1422-nucleotide messenger RNA. RefSeq lists its product as uncharacterized. The coding region runs from base 271 to 1422 and encodes 383 amino acids. The record is from RefSeq and is a predicted model, not a curated record. Lineage: Eukaryota; Viridiplantae; Streptophyta; Magnoliopsida; Solanales; Solanaceae. The transcript has a single exon.